This is a messenger RNA of Ruditapes philippinarum (Manila clam), 2181 nucleotides long. RefSeq lists its product as uncharacterized. Gene Ontology annotation, molecular function: monoatomic ion channel activity. The record is from RefSeq and is a predicted model, not a curated record. Gene Ontology annotation, cellular component: membrane. Gene Ontology annotation, biological process: calcium ion import across plasma membrane. The transcript is spliced from 13 exons. Bases 1 to 1740 code for a protein of 579 amino acids. Lineage: Eukaryota; Metazoa; Mollusca; Bivalvia; Venerida; Veneridae.
AUGUUUCAGUGGGAUUGCAAGUGUUCUGAGAACUUCUUAGAUAAAGUGAAAGGUACUUUGGACAAUGUUCAAGAAUCAAAGCUUAUUCGUAUCUUUAAACUUUAUCUGGAAGAGUAUGUAUGGAACAAAAAUAUCUAUGACGAAGAUAUAGCGUGUCGGUUGAUGCGACAUCUCAGAGAUAUUUGUAUAUCCAAAAACCUUCGAGAGCUAGAAAGGUACUGUUUUCGAACAUAUAAAACGACUCCGGAUAUAGUACAAAUUUUAACAGAGAGGUUUGUUGAAAUGGAAGAUGCUUUGUUCUCGGAGAUUAAUAUUAAUAGAUGUUACUCACUGAAUCAAAGAAGUUUUGCCUUUCUUUCAGAUCUCUCUGAAUAUAAAGACAUCUUCGACUUCUUUGUUGGCUUUGAAAAUGGACUACACAAAAUGAAUUGCAUCAUAUUUUUAAAUUUAUUUGGCAACAAGGAACAAAUGAGAAAAAUGCCAAAACUACAACUUAAACUUUUAGACAAACAGUGGGAUUGCAAGUGUUCUGAGAACUUCUUAGAUAAAGUGAAAGGUAUUUUGAACGACGUUCAAGAAUCAGAGAACGUUGUAUGCAGCAAAGCUUAUCAGACUGUGACAGAGGCAAAAUGGAAAGACUGGUGCAGGCGUGCCAUUGUUACAGACGCUGUUAUGUACCUUACUAGCAUCGUGUUUCUGACUUUUGUUGCUGUAACAAGUGUCAAUGCUCCAAACGUUGUUGUUUACCAGUCGCCUCUUGACUAUACACGGGCAAUCUUUGAAAUCUUUCUGCUUCUAAAUGCUGCUCGCAUUUUAGUAAUUGAAAUUUUUCAAAUUAUCAGGCUGAAAAAGGAGUAUCUUGUGGACAAAAUGAAUAUUGUUGAGAUUUCAUCACCAGUUAUGUUGAUUCUGUUGUUGCCUGUGCGUUAUAUACAUGAGCAAACUCACUGGUAUAUAUAUGCUGUGACGUAUUUAGUUUGGUUUCUGCAAAUAACCAAAUAUGCCCCGGUCUUCAAGUUUACCGGGGUGUUCGUCGAUUCGCUGCAGAAAAUGCUAGUAAAAGAUAUCCUGAAGUUUGGGAUUAUCCUUUUAAUCACGAUCGUUGUAUUUUCCGGAACAUUUCUUUUGGUAUUAAAGGCUGAAAAUACGCUUCAAUUACACGAAGAAACAACGUCGUUUUGGAAGAUAGGGAUUGUUGGUAUAAGAAUCAUGAUUGAAUCGGACGGUAUUGUUGAAUACACUGGAGACGAAGGUUAUAAAUUUGCUGGUGCGAUGGUAAUGAUGGCAUUUAUGUUCUUUAUUAUUGUUGUGCUGUUGAACAUGCUGAUAGCGAAAAUGAUGAACACAUACAGGGAGAUAGAGCAAACUUCACUGAGCGGUUUUCUUGUCAGACGAGCAAAGAUAGUAGCACGCAUGGAAAGAGAACACAUGCCAUUUCCAUUUAAUAUUUUCAAAAUAGAUGAUAAAAGAAAAUCUUUCUACUCAAAACUAACAGGGAAUUUGUAUCUGAAAAUAUCUGAUGACCUAAAUAUCUCAGACACUGAAAAAGUACAUGACGAUUCGUUGACAAUACAACAAAAUUUAGAAGAUCGUUUGAUAGAAAUCUCCAAUACGUUGCAGGAGUUGAAGAAAUACUGUGUUUCAUUAAGAGACUCUGUUAAUCUUUCAGAGUCUCAUAAAAAUGAAUUCGCUAAUUUGCAUAAGAAUGAUGAUGCCGCAGAAGCCACCACCAAUUUGUAACAUCGUAAGGGACUGAACAAACUCUUAUGAACCGAAUUGAAUCAAGUAAAAUUACAGUUAGAAUUGGAAAAAUGAAAAUUAGAAUAUGGAAGGGAAAAAAUCAAUAUCUUGAAAAUAAAACAUGUUUUUUUGUAAAUAUUACUAAACCACAUUAUCACACACCAGUGCCAAUUUUGCGACUCCGUAAAAAUGGUAUUGCACGGCCGUGUAUAUAUUUUGACGUGACGUCAUUGGCGUUAUACAAACAUAGUGUAAAGACGCGCUACAUGUUAGCGUAAUACUAUAGGCGCGUCAAUGAAUAAUGACUUUUUUCACUUUAAACGGUCUUUAUUUUGUGUAUGUAAUAAAUAAAAUAUUAACUUUGUGUACGUCCAUUACUAAAUUUAUUGAACUCGUUAAAUACUGUUGGGAAAAGGCGUGAAAUAUAACAAACAAACAAAC